Didymosphaeria variabile is the source of this 1890-nucleotide messenger RNA. RefSeq lists its product as uncharacterized. The coding region runs from base 1 to 1890 and encodes 629 amino acids. The record is from RefSeq and is a predicted model, not a curated record. Lineage: Eukaryota; Fungi; Ascomycota; Dothideomycetes; Pleosporales; Didymosphaeriaceae. The transcript has 4 exons. Gene Ontology annotation, cellular component: cytoplasm.
AUGAACUCAUCACAGCUGCCGCUACACCACCUGCAGCCCCAAGCACUGCAACUGCACCAGAUUCCUCCGGGCCUACAGCCCCUUGAAGAGCUCUCACCCCAGGCCAACGACGCCUUCUUCCAGCACCGAUAUGCUCAACAGCUACAAGCGCAUACAGCCAACCCGCACGCGCUACACUUCCAGAGCCAUGGCUUACAACAGCCGGCCCAGCCCCCAUUCGAGAGCUUCCCAGGCGGUUACGCGAGGUUCGAGAUAAAUGCGCCGAAUCCUGCUCCACCAGCGCCACAUCACCACAUCCAAGCCCCGCCCCCACCGCAGAGAGCUCAAGUUGCUACUCACAUACAACCGCCGCAACUACAGGAGCUGGAGCAUAGGGGCUCCUUUGUACAAACUCAGGAGCAGUCUGUUGUGCAGGAACAAAUACCGGAAGGUGAUGAGGCGCCUAUACAAAAUCACGGCCAGAUCGAGGGCCUACGCUUGAUCCCCAAUCCGCCAGACCUCGAUGCGUGGAGGGAGAAGCUGUUUCAUGUGGACGACACCAUCACAUUGACGGAGGAGGAGUUCCAGACCUACUUUCCGCACGUCGACAACGUCUAUUCACAUCGCUCCACCCAACGACACAAGCGCAAACGCUUCGUCUCCCACUACUGGGACUGUAGACUCAAAGGGCGACCGCCAGGCACCAAGAAGUCGACCGACCCAGACAAGAAGAAGCGAAAGCGUGUGGCUCGCGAGCGCGAUCUCUGCGAUGUCAAGAUCAAGAUCACCGAGUAUUUCGACGGCGCUGAGCUUACGGAGCAGACGGGUCUACAACCACCUAUUGAUUCGUUCGAAGCUUCCGGCAGUGGAGGUCAAUUCUUUGGCCAGAAUAAUAGCGGCAUGCAGUGGCCAGUCACGCCCACCAUGAACAUGCGACAAGCGUCCCAUGCAAACGGACAGCCCAAGAAAUUUUACACCCUGCAACGAGUGAACGGAAAUGGCGGUAACGGAAAGGGGGACGGCGUUGCAGGUCCGCACAAGCACACGCUCGAAGAGAGCGACCGGGUGAAGAAGAACAGCGUGCAGAGGUGGCUGAUGAAGAACGAGCGAGAAAAGAAGAAAGCGCAGGCUGGUGAUCCCGCGAAGAAGACAUACCACAAGAAAGCGACCGGCAAUGCCCUUGUCACUGUCAAGAACCACUCCAAAGAAGAUGACCUCAAGCUAUUCGGCAGCUGCUUCUGUCCCUUCGUCCAACGCGUCUGGAUCUCCCUCGAGCACAAGAAGAUGCCCUACCAAUACAUCGAAGUAGAUCCCUACAAGAAGCCGCAGUCCCUUCUAGAUAUCAACCCCCGCGGCCUCGUCCCCGCCAUCCGCCACGGCCCAACAUGGUCCACCCACGAAUCCACUGUCAUAAUGGAGUACCUCGAAGACCUGCAGACUGGCCCCGCCAUUCUCCCUCCCAACCCACAGACACGCGCAACGUGCCGCCUCUGGACGGACCAUGUAAACCGCCACAUCGUGCCGGGCUUCUACCGCCUUAUCCAGGCGCAGGAUCCGCAGGACCAGGUCAAGCACGCGACGGAGCUGCGCGAGGACAUCGGGAAACUCGUUGACGCUGCGGAUCCCACAGGGCCGUUUUUCCUAGGGCAGGACUUCGGCUUUGUGGACGUACAGAUUGCGCCGUGGGUGGUGCGGUUGAAGAAGGUGCUUGGGCCGUAUAGGGGUUGGCCUGAGCCCGAGGAGGGAAGUAGAUGGAAGGCGUGGGUGGAUGCUAUUGAGGGGGAGGCGAGCGUGAGGGCGACGACGAGCGAUGACCAGCUAUAUCUGGAUAGCUAUGAGCGGUAUGCGGAGAAUAGGCCGGGGACGAGCCAGGUGGCUAAUGCGGUGAACUCGGGGAGGGGGUUGCCGUAG